AUGACGGGUAGCCUCCUCCUUUGCAGUUCACUCCUGCUCUUCUGCUUAGCCUGCGCGAAUUGCAAGCUGUCCUACCCCCAACGUGACCUCCUCAAAAUUGACGCGCAUAAUGCUCAAACUGUUUUCGACACGAAUGAGUACUGGCUUGUAAAAUUUUACGCCCCCCAGUGUGUGCACUGCAAGCGCAUAUGGAGCACCAUAAUGAAUGUAAAAAUAGACGUACAAAAUGAUGAUAAAAGAAGGGUGUAUUUUGGAGAGGUUAACUGCGACGACACGAACGGACGGCGCGUUUGCGAACAAUACGACGUUUUUAAGAUACCCCAAUUGAAACUAUUUAAGGGAAACGAAUUGCUCUCAACCUACUCAUACACCACGAACGAUGAGCAUUCUAUAAAAAAAUGGAUAAACUAUGUCACAACGCCAGUCUUUUGGGCUGUCCAUUCGGAGGAAGAGUUAAAUUCGUGCCAAACGGACGACAACUUUUUUCUGACUUGUUCGGAAAAUUUAAGCGACGACUUAAUCAAGGCGGCAAAGCUGUAUAGCGAGGAAUGCUACUUUAUUAACAUUAAGAAUGUGGAGCUGUGCGACAAGUUAAGCAUCAAGGCAAACCACUUGCAUGUGCGGGGGGAAGAGGAGCAUGCGACUUAUGACCUGAACAAAAUCGACUUUGAAGAGCUGAAGUCUUUUAUGAAUAAAAAUCGGCAUAAACGAUUGGGAGAGUUCAUUUUUGCGUACAUAGACGGGAAGUACUACGAAGAGAACCUAGAGCUGUAUGGCACCGACGCAAGGAAGUAUCCGCAAAUCAUCGUUUUCAGUAAACGUCCCCAAGAGUACUACUUUGAGGAUUAUUUCGACUUGGACCACCUCGAUGACGUAAUAGACCAAAUUGUGAAGGGAAGCAUUAAGCCCAAGGCCGAAACGUUUGUCAAGUCGACCAUAUUAUUAACCAAGCUUAAAAAGCACAUAAAUUACAUCAUCGAAAAGGCCUUUAAAGCGGACUUUACUUCAUUCAUCGG
Plasmodium cynomolgi strain B is the source of this 1016-nucleotide messenger RNA. RefSeq lists its product as hypothetical. The record is from RefSeq and is a predicted model, not a curated record. The transcript is spliced from 13 exons. The annotation marks the transcript as partial. Gene Ontology annotation, cellular component: endoplasmic reticulum. NCBI's taxonomy places the organism in Eukaryota, Apicomplexa, Aconoidasida, Haemosporida, Plasmodiidae. Gene Ontology annotation, molecular function: protein disulfide isomerase activity.